UGCUAGUUAUAUGCCUGUAGGUUAUCCAGGAGGUCCAAAUUAAGGACAAAGAUCGCGCUGGGUAUACAAACGAUGCUGAGCUGAUCGGUAAUAAGAUUAUGAAGGAAAUGAAGGCAGCCGAUGCGCAUUUUCGUAAAGGCGUUUAAGGGCCUGAGUCUAACGGGCAGCUAUUUGGAUCGUGUAAAGCUGACGAAGCCGGACGAGUUCGAUAAGCAUAUUCUGCUCAAGUUCCCUUUCGUUGUGAAUGCAGUAAAGGACGAGAUACGCCCAGGCUUCGUACAAUUGGCGGUGCAAGCUGCUGUCAGUCAUCCGGCCGUAGUGGAUGGUUACGUCAACCGUCGAGUCCUGCAGGAUUGGCUACGUAAUGCUUUUCAAGCGGCACUAAAAAAUAAUACCAUUACAUUUUUUUCCUUGUAUAAUAUGGAGUAUAAAUCGUAUAAAUUGGAGUAUGUACAGCAAGGAUAUGACUGUGCUCACACUAUAAUCGCCAAGAGUGAGCUUCGAACCAUAGCUUUUGAUUUUGUGCCCGCCUUUGCGUACCAGUACAAGGAUUGGCCCUUGGAAGAGCCGCCAGUUGACAUUGGAGUGCGUGAGAAGUGGCCUUGGUUUGCUGUACCCAAAGGUAGAGCUCCCAGAGAUGAUCGUACUUUCAUGGUAUGUGCACCUCAUUGGGAGCGCAGAAUGAUGUUCCACAAGUACAACCUGAGAAAAUGUGCCUGCGCCUAAUGAAAACUCUACGAGAAUAUCAUCCAGAGGAUAUGCCACGCCUACAGAGCUAUAUGCUCAAAACUGUGCUGUUGCUACAAUUGGACAACUAUAACUGGCAGCAGGAUAUGGGUGACCUUCUAAUUGAAUUGUGGUCUAAGCUAAAGCAGCACUUACAAGAGCGUUCACUGCCGCAUUUCUUGGCGCCCGAUUGCAAUCAGUUUGAGACAUUCUGUGACAAGGACUAUGAGAAAUGCAAGGAGACAGUCGAGCGCAUUGCUGCCCAAUUGGCGGAGUUGAAGUUGCAGAAGCCUACGAAGAAAACCAAAGCUCAAUAUCGUGCUGAUGUUCUUCAAGUAUUUUUUGGUGUUAACUAUG
Molecule: messenger RNA, 1083 nt
Organism: Drosophila busckii
Lineage: Eukaryota; Metazoa; Arthropoda; Insecta; Diptera; Drosophilidae
Product: CG7194
Exons: 2
Coding region: 121-726 (201 amino acids)
Source: RefSeq, a predicted model, not a curated record